This is a messenger RNA of Megalopta genalis, 2886 nucleotides long. The record is from RefSeq and is a predicted model, not a curated record. NCBI's taxonomy places the organism in Eukaryota, Metazoa, Arthropoda, Insecta, Hymenoptera, Halictidae.
UUUAGGUACUGUCAUGUAAACAUACCAAUCGCAAUUUCGUUUGUAAUGAUAGUAUCUGCUUAGAAUACAUUUAUUGUUUGCUUAGGAUGCAAUAUGCUUAAUCUCGUUGUCGAAAGCUUUUUAAUGAUAAAUACCACGCGUGCAAGCAAUCAUUUCAAUCUCUGGAGCAAAGACCUUUUGUCUGAAAUUAUCUAUUCCAAAUGUUGAUACUGCCUUGUUAAGAUUUAAUGAGAAACAUUUGGAGAUCGAACAGUGAUUAUCACGAAUCGCCAUUCGAUGAAUACAAUAUGUUGCGAUCAAGACUGCUGAAAAACGAAUGAAAUCAAGACUUCAUGAAUUGACAAGGUUCCGGUGACUGUUAUCGAGUCGUACAUCUUAGGAUAAGAGACCUAAGAAGCGGCGAUUCGAGACUAUCGUUAAUCAGGAUUUAGAAGAUCGAGUUUCCUAUCUGGUACUAAAUAAACAGAGAAGAAGCGCGAAUUUGGUGUGAUCGCGCUAAAUGCAGUGGUCGAAGGAGGGAUGGACCCAUCAAUGUUUGUUGCGUAUAAUCCUCAUACAAAUGGCGUUCCACUAGAGUCCAAACUUGCUACCUACAUGAAUCGACACAGUCAAGGAGUAGUUCUAAAUACCCCCGCACUUACAAAACAUUUGGCGGGCCUUACUUUGGAUUCGCAGAAAAAGGUAACUGCUAGUCCAGAAUUUGUACCAGGAAGGUGUCUUAAUAACAGCAGCAGCAGCAGCUCUCCGAAUCUUUUCAAUAAUUCUUAUCAUUCUCAAGAAAAUGUGGGUGGUACGACUUAUUUUUACCUUGGGAAUGCUGCCAGCGAGUCUGUGGGAACGGAGGAAGGAACUGAAACUAUUGGAACUGCAGGAACAAGUCAGAUAGGAUACGUCUAUCCGGGCACGCCCUCGCAUCUGCAACCUGUGAAACCAGCGAAACCUCCAUCGUCCAAUAACUCGUCAGCUCCGUCGACUCCGCCGCCUCAGGCAACGCCUAGUUUCUUUAUCAGUGAGAGCUUACGAAUGGACAUUCUUCAAAAGAAUGCGUUAACGUUAGCACAACCCGACAUUGCACAGUUCCCCGACUUACCAGACGAGGUAGACAAUUACCAUGAAUUGUGUCCGCUAGAACCGAUUCAUAAACCUGCCUCAACCAUGCUUGGGUACCAAACUUCAACGUACAAAGCUACGAGCAUCAAAAGUGGUACAAGAUACUGUUUGCGUCGCAUACACGAUUUCAGACUUGCCAACACAAAGUGUAUGGUGCUGGUAGAUAUGUGGAAACGAUUAUCGCAUACCAAUUUGGUACAGUUGAGAGAAGUUUUCACUACCAAGGCCUUCGGCGAUCAUUCCAUGGUAUUUGUCUACGACUAUCAUCCUGGCUCCGAAACAUUACUGAACAAGGAUUUCUCGGCGACCGAAUUAAAUGGCUACACGGAUCCGUUCUCGUCGGAUCCAAACGCGCCUCGGCCAUACAGUCACACGAAGAACACGAUCCUCAGACAACAACAAAGUAGUAUGUUACCAGAGAGUGUAAUCUGGAGCUACAUAAUUCAAUUGACCGCCGCCGUUCGAGUUAUACACGCUGCUGGUUUGGCUUACAGAUGUUUAGACCCAACAAAAGUGUUGCUCACGUCGCGGACAAGACUUCGUUUAAGCUGCGCCGCUAUACCAGACGUGGUCACAUUCGACGGGAACGCUGCCACACCACUCUCGCUAAUUCCACAUUACCAGCAAGAGGAUCUAAUUGCCCUAGGGAAAUUGGUGUUGGCUUUAGCGUGUCGCAGCCUCCUUGCCGUCCAUCGCGACAACAUGCAAGCCUCUCUCGAACUCGUCGCACGUACCUAUUCCACGGAUUUACGGAAUCUUAUAUUGUAUCUACUUUCCAAUCAAACACGAAGGAGCGUGACGGAUCUCAUGCCAAUGAUCGGAGCCCGAUUUUAUACGCAAUUGGACGCCGCUCUACUGCGAUCCGACGAGAUGGAAGAUGAGCUUGCCAAAGAGCUCGAGAACGGCAGGUUAUUCAAAUUGAUCGUGAAACUGGCCACCAUCAACGAAAGACCCGAGCUUAAUAUGGAACCGACAUGGGCAGAAACGGGUGACCGAUACAUGCUCAAAUUGUUUAGGGACUACGUGUUCCACCAGGUACUGGCCGAUGGAAGACCAUGGCUGGACAUGGCACACGUUGUAUAUUGUUUAAAUAAGUUGGAUUCAGGAUCUCAGGACAAAAUAUGUUUGACGUCGCGAGAUGGACAAAGUGUAUUGGUAGUAAGCUACGCCGAGUUACGGCAAUGCUUGGAAACCUCGUUUGGAGAACUGGUACAAUCUGCGAAGGAAACUGUCUAGGUCUGUGUCGCGUUAUUUUUUCUUCCUCAUCGAACCGACCAGACAGUACAUACUCCGAACCAUAAAUGUGAUAUCACCAGUUAGCGGUACUACCAUUUUAAACUUUAUCAAGAGACAUAGGACAGUGAGAGACGUGGUCCGAGAUUCGAAUCAUUAGUGAGAGAGAGAAAGAGAGAAAGAGAGAGAGAGAGAGAGAGAGAGAGAGAGAGAGAGAGAGAGAGAGAGAGAUACCACACCGAAUGUAUUCUGGUAACUGCCAUUCGACUGUAACAUAUGUGCGCGUGUGUGAGAGUGCAAGGUGACCAGUGUAAAUCUGAAGAAAAUCAACCGGCCGAAUUUUUGCUGCUGACGUACUACGCAAGGAAACAAAGUAGGGAAUACAGAACAGAACGUGUAUACAACUUAAUAAUGCAAUGAAGUCUUAAGAAGUCUCUUAAGAACACCUAAACACAGUCUGUGUAUAGAAUAGAUCUUAGAUUUUAGGAUACAACUGUAAGCAUUAAUUUUGAAAUAAAUGUUUAUUUUUGAAAGCAAUCUUAA